Molecule: messenger RNA, 3575 nt
Organism: Brassica oleracea var. oleracea
Lineage: Eukaryota; Viridiplantae; Streptophyta; Magnoliopsida; Brassicales; Brassicaceae
Product: auxin response factor 6-like
Exons: 13
Coding region: 826-3375 (849 amino acids)
Biological process (GO): regulation of DNA-templated transcription; response to hormone
Cellular component (GO): nucleus
Molecular function (GO): DNA binding; protein binding
Source: RefSeq, a predicted model, not a curated record
GUACGGGUCAAAACAGCCAUUGUGGUUCUAUCUUCCUUCUCAUUCAAAUAAGAGAGCGAGAGGAGAGAAGUUAGUAAACUUUCGAGCAGAGAAUAUAAUAAUAAUAGCAGAAGCUAGCUCCGCCACGUCGCCGCCACUUUUCUUUACCGGAGAAACCUUCCUAAACAAAAUUAAAAAAAAAAAAAACAGUCUCUUUCUUUCUUUCUUUGUCUGAUUAUUAUUCCUUCUGUACACAUGUUGUGUAACAGUUGAGCAGUUGCAUGCCCAUCACUUUCUUUUUCAGUUCCCGGUCAUAAGCUUCUAACGAAACCAAAAGCACAGCUUAAAGAAGAUCUAUUUGUACCAGGCUGAAACGACACCUUCUCCUGUAGUUUUAGUUACAGCUCGAGAUCUGUGUUUCUUUCUUGACUUCUGAGCUUUUGGCGGUGGUGGGUUUUUUUUAUAUACACUAUUUUAAUGAGAGUUAUCAGCGGGAUUACUGGAUAAAUUACAAGUAAUGAAGGAGUUGAAGAUUCGGAGAAGCAGCUUUGAGGUCGGCGAGACUAAGAUUGCGAGCUUAUUUGGCUGAAAAUCAAAUCAAGACGUGGUUGAUGUGUGUUCUGUUCUGUCAGAAGAACUACUCUGUUUCUUUUUUUCCUGUUAGAUUUGAGAAAAGAUUUGGUAGGUGAAUGAGUGGGAGGUGGAGGGAAACAGUUAAAGAAAGUUAAUACUUUUUUUGGUGUUACUCCCAAGUCAUAAUUACAUUUUGGCAUCUUGGAUCUUUGAAGAAACAAACUUUGAAAUUUUUGUUUGCUUUUUUAAGUUACAUAUAAAAAAAAUAAGAAGAUGAGAUUGUCUUCAGCUGGGUUUAAUCCUCAUCCUCAUGAAGUUACAGGAGAGAAAAGAGUUCUUAAUUCUGAGCUCUGGCAUGCUUGUGCUGGUCCUCUUGUCUCACUACCUCCUCUUGGAAGCAGAGUUGUUUAUUUCCCUCAAGGUCACAGUGAACAGGUCGCUGCUUCAACCAAUAAAGAAGUGGAUGCCCAUACACCAAACUAUCCGAGCUUGCAACCACAGCUUAUCUGUCAGCUUCACAAUGUCACAAUGCAUGCAGAUGUUGAAACUGAUGAAGUAUAUGCACAGAUGACUUUACAGCCGUUGAAUGGGCAAGAGCAAAAAUAUCCUUACCUUGCGGCGGAGUUAGGUGUCCCGAGUAGACAACCUACAAACUAUUUCUGUAAAACUCUGACGGCUAGUGAUACCAGCACUCAUGGAGGUUUCUCUGUCCCUCGCCGAGCUGCUGAGAAAGUUUUCCCUCCCUUGGAUUACACACAGCAGCCUCCAGCUCAAGAGUUGAUGGCAAGAGAUCUGCAUGAUAAUGAAUGGAAGUUCAGACAUAUUUUCCGAGGCCAACCGAAAAGACACCUUCUUACUACUGGUUGGAGCGUAUUUGUGAGUGCUAAAAGGCUUGUCGCUGGUGACUCCGUUCUUUUCAUCUGGAACGAUAAGAAUCAGUUACUUCUUGGUAUAAGACGAGCACACCGGCCACAAACUGUCAUGCCUUCAUCUGUUUUAUCAAGUGACAGUAUGCAUUUAGGCCUUCUUGCUGCAGCAGCUCAUGCAGCCUCCACAAACAGUCGCUUCACCAUCUUCUAUAACCCAAGGGCGAGUCCAUCAGAGUUUGUAAUACCCUUGGCUAAGUACGUGAAAGCGGUUUAUCACACUCGUGUCUCUGUUGGCAUGAGGUUUAGGAUGCUGUUUGAAACUGAAGAAUCAAGUGUUCGUCGGUACAUGGGUACAAUAACUGGCAUUUGUGAUCUAGAUCCUGCUCGGUGGGCUAAUUCUCAUUGGCGGUCCGUUAAGGUCGGAUGGGACGAGUCCACUGCAGGAGAUAGGCAACCGAGGGUGUCCUUGUGGGAGAUUGAGCCUUUAACGACAUUCCCUAUGUAUCCUUCUCCUUUUCCUCUCAGGCUUAAACGUCCCUGGCCUUCAGUUCUCCCAUCUUUUCAUGGUCUUAAAGAAGAUGAUAUGGGUAUGGGUAUGGGUAUGAGUUCACCGCUUAUGUGGGAUCGAGGGCUUCAGCCUAUGAACUUUCAAGGUAUGGGAGUAAACCCGUGGAUGCAGCCGAGGCCGCUUGAUGCUUCAGGCUUGCUUGGUAUGCAGAAUGAUGCUUACCAAGCAAUGGCUGCAGCUGCACUUCAAGACAUGAGAGGCAUUGAUCCUGCUAAAGCUGCUGCUUCUCUUCUUCAGUUCCAAAAUCCUUCAGGUUUCUCAGUGCAACCUCCUUCCUUAGUGCAGCCGCAAAUGCUGCAGCAGCAACUCACUCAGCAGCAUCAGCAACAACUCUCUCAGCAGCAAGUGGUGGAUAAUCAUAAUCUGUCUGCUUCCAGUGCUGCUAUGUCUCAGUCAAACACGUCUCUACUCCAGUCAAUGACACCUCUUUGUCAUCAACAAAGCUUCUCAGACACCAACGGAGGAAACAAUCCCAUCACUCAACUCCACACUCUCCUCAGUAACUUCCCUCAAGACGAGUCUUCUCAACUGCUCAACCUCACUAGAACAAACUCUGCAAUGACUUCUUCAGGUUGGCCAUCAAAGCGCCCUGCAAUUGAUUCAUCCUUCCAGCACUCUACAGCUGUUAACAACAACCAAUCAGUAAUGGAGCAGUUAGGACAGUCCCACACAAGUAACGUUUCUCCAAAUGCUGUCUCGUUGCCUCCAUUCCCCAGUGGUCAAGAAGAGAACCCCUCAGACCCUCACAGCCAUCUUCUUUUUGGAGUCAACAUAGAUUCAUCUUCCCUUCUGAUCCCAAACGGAAUGUCAAACCUUAGAAGCAUUGGCAUUGAAGGCGGCGACUCCACCACUCUACCCUUCACAUCAUCAACUUUCAACAACGAGUUCUCUGGUACAAUGACGACACCUUCUAGUUGUAUAGAGGAACCAGGUUUUCUACAGCCCUCAGAGAACCAACAGUCUAAUACCUUUGUGAAGGUGCACAAGUCAGGUUCUUUUGGACGAUCGUUGGAUAUAACGAAGUUCAGCAGCUACAACGAGCUGCGAAGCGAGCUUGCUCGCAUGUUUGGCCUCGAAGGCCAAUUAGAAGAUCCUGUGAGAUCAGGCUGGCAGCUUGUAUUUGUUGACCGAGAGAACGAUGUUCUUCUCCUCGGCGAUGACCCUUGGCCGGAGUUUGUGAGCAGCGUGUGGUGCAUUAAGAUACUCUCACCACAAGAAGUGCAGCAAAUGGGUAAAAGAGGCCUUGAGCUUCUCAACUCUGCUCCAUCUUCCAAUAAUGUGGAUAAGGUCCCGAGCAAUGGGAACUGUGAUGACUUGGGGAACCGGUCAGACCCGAGGAGUCUCGGUAACGGUAUUGCAUCCGUUGGGGGUUCGUUCAACUACUAGACAAGUAGAAAGAAAAAACUCUUUUGCUUGGUGUUCAAGUUAUUAAGUAUUGAUCCUCUUAGUUUAAUUACUAGCUUUUUAUCUCUCUUUAUUACUUGAGAAGAGAGCUUUGUGUUGGACUUUGUGGAAACAGAAAAAAAAAAAACUAUAUCUGUCGUAAUACUGUAAUUAUAAAAUCUUUUGGUCUUUUUCUUUUACUU